CGGGGUAACUGUCUAGCGAGGCACCACUGUACCUUGAUGCAAUCCUGGACCGGAGAGUGUCUGUGCAUUUCUGCAGGUACAGGCUAGUCAAAUCCUAGGAUUAAGUCCACACAUGACUGAACAGCAAGGUGAUCACUUACAAGAGAUUUGCUACAGGGGCGUAUUGGUGAGCUUCAUUUGCUCAAGCUGUUUAAAAUCGAGCGAAUGAUCGGAUUGCUACUUCCGGCAGGCACUCAGGGCAUGAGUGAAAUCAGGAGAACAGGUGGAUCCUUGUCUUUUGCUAUCCUUGCUACACCGAGAGGCGCUUUCUUCAAAAUGACAGUUGUCCAAACAUGCUGUUUUCCUGGCUUGAACCCACUUUGGGAUUAAGAAAACUACGGAAGCAAAUGCUUUAAAUCCAGAUUAAGUUUAACUGAAUGCGGCCAAAACCCCCGCCGGGAAAGGAAGAACAUGCAUGCCAAGAAACAGGGACACAAGAUAAAAAGAUUCAUCCCAACAACACAACUAACUCUGAGAUUUUGGCAUAGCAUGUUUCACCUCCUUUCGUACUGUUGGUCUUGGCUUCAGGCAAUCCGAGAGCCAAUCAGAAAAGUGACCAUCCUGGUUCUUGGGCUAGACGGAGCAGGAAAAAGUUCCCUUAUAAAAGAAAUCCAGAGAGUUCUCUCCUGUGAGGUGCUCCCUACCACAAAGCCCAACCAGACUGAGCUUCGAGUGGACAGGUUUGAGGUGUCUCUCGUUGACGUGGAUGGAGGGCAACGAGCCUGGAAGGACCACUAUAGCACAGCUCAUGGGAUUAUCUUUGUGCUCGACUCUGGAGAUGGGGCCCGGAUGGAAGAGGCCAAGAAGACCCUUUCUCGGGUUCUGGGACACUCGAAAGUGUCAGGAAAACCUCUGUUACUGCUGGCCAACAAACAGGACAAAGUGGAUGCCCCCUUGCCUUGCGAAAUCAUCGAGUGCCUGUCUUUGGAGAAGCUGGCGAACGAAAACAAAUCGCUGUGUCGGAUUGAGCCUUGUUCGGCUACCAAGAGACUCCCCAAAAUCCAGUGCUGGACCAUUGUUCAAGGGCUUCACUGGCUUCUGCGCACCAUUGCCAACAACUAUGUUGCCCUGUGUGGACGCAUCCAGGAGGACAACCCAGAGCAAGAAGGGUCACUCAGGGAGGAGGUGUCCAGGAAAGCACAGAAAUCCCGGAACAGGAGGACACAGGAAGCCAGGGAAUCACUUUCCAGAAGGGAGAUCAGACGAGGAGGACAUACGAAGGUGGAGGAGGAAAGCCAACCUUCCAAUCCCUCUGAGAAUAUGGUCUCACAGAAAGAGGAAAAAUCAACGGCACCCAAGAAAAGGAAGGGGAAAGCCAAGGCCAAGGUGAAGAAGAAAAGUUUGGUGCCGCCUGAGAAUGCCGUAGUUGACCCUGACAACGGCACAACGGCAGCAGCAGGUAGGAGCAAAGUGGGAGCCAUCACAGGCCUCUUCCAAAGCAACAAGGUUGCCCAAGAGAACCCCAGAGCUCUGGAAACAUCUCUGCCCCCGCCAGGACAGCAAACAAAGAAGAAAAAUAAGAUAUUGAAGAAUAAAAUACAAAGCCAGGAAGCAUUCCAGACACAACAGAAUGAGACAGUUUCGGGAACAUUUGAUUUGUAUCGGAGAGCUAUGAUGGCUCUCAAAAUGAAGCAGCAGGAGGGGCGGAAGCCACAGCCGGUAACCACUCCCUGAUCAGCUACCUCUGAAUCAAGAGCAGAACCGAGGCGAAGAGGCACAGCGCCAUCAAGAGGGAGGAUCUGGCUCCGAGGGGCUCCAAGUGUCUCUUCCUACAGAAGAUGUCCAUCACUGGGAAGAUGUUCAAGUGAAGCUGGUGGUCAGUCUGAAAAAGGGGCCCUUUGCGUAUGAAAGACCAGCUUCAGGUGGGGAAGUUCCACUUCUGUGAAACCUCUCCUGCCUCGAUCUCAGGAGCAUUUUCAGAGACAGCCUUUGAGAAAGAAGGAGAAGAAAGGAGCACGGCUUUAGAUCUGAGAUUCUCUCGUAACAGAGAUUGAAAAAGGCCGUUGUCGUCUUCGUUUUGAUGACAAGCCCCAGGAUUCCCCUCAGCUUGGCUCCUGGCUCUGAUCCGUCGGCAUCCCCUUAGCAACACCAUCUCCACCUUGUGCCCACUUGUACCUCAGCGGGAGUUGUUAUGAGUCUGGGAUUUUAAUCUCACCACACUAUUAAACUGUGCACAAUUUCCAGAAGUAGCAUAAUAAUU
Pogona vitticeps (central bearded dragon) is the source of this 2239-nucleotide messenger RNA. The record is from RefSeq and is a predicted model, not a curated record. NCBI's taxonomy places the organism in Eukaryota, Metazoa, Chordata, Lepidosauria, Squamata, Agamidae.